Molecule: messenger RNA, 1136 nt
Organism: Cuscuta campestris
Lineage: Eukaryota; Viridiplantae; Streptophyta; Magnoliopsida; Solanales; Convolvulaceae
Source: the annotation of a GenBank genome assembly
AAACAAAUCGGGGAUGUAGCUCAAAUGGUAGAGCGCUCGCUUUGCAUGCGAGAGGCACGGGGUUCGAUCCCCCGCAUCUCCACUUUUUUCUUUUUAGAAUUGCCUUGUUGUCAAGGGCGGCUCUACUCGUAUCCACCGCGGAACCUUUUAAUCGCCGGCGAAGCCGCCGCCAUGUCUCCACCACCAAGACUUUUCCUGAUCGCCGGUUCCGCCACGUCUAUCUCAGCGUCGCUCCCGCCAAACCUCAACAAAUAUUCACCUCAGCGUGAAGGAAAGCCGAUCUGCCGCCGCAACGCCGUCGUUUUGCUCUCUCUACUCGCUCCCCUUCUUCCUUCUCUCCGCCAUCCACCGGCAGCAUCGGCCUUCUCGCUCGGCAUCUCAGGACCGAAACAGUGGCUUCAAGAGCAGAAGAAGAAUUCGGCCCAGUUCUUACUGGCUCCUGUAAAUGCCUCUCGCAAUAGCCUCCAGACGGCUCAUCAUCUUCUCGUGAAUCAGAACGGUGGAUCCGAAUUUGAUGAAAAUGAAUUGGAAGAAGUACAGAGCUUGCUAAAGUCUGCUGCUAGGGAUUGCGUUCUUCAAGAUAGGAAUCGUUUCGUUCAGUUUCAAUCCCGAGCUGGAGUCGAGGUCUGCACAUUCAGGCUGAUUCUGAAAAAUGCUUCUUCUUUACUUGAUGAUAACGAUCCUUUAAAGAUGGAUGCUGAAUCCAAGCUCACUGACCUAAUAAGAUGCUUUGCUUCUCUCAAUGGCAUGGCAAGUGAACUUGAUGUUCAAGUUGCUUCCAACAGACAGAAGAUAGCAGAUGCACUUGUGGUUACAAUUUCUUCUCUCAACAUAUUUGAACAGGGGGUCAAGGAUUGCCUUGGAGCUUGAUCACUUAUACUGAGUAAAGGAAAAGGGCAAAUUUUCCAAUAUUUGGCAAGUGCUUUUUCCCUUUAGAAUAUGACAGAUGGUUUCUAUCCUCCAAGCUCUGGCAGUUAAGGGGGAAAAAAAAGAGAAAAACUAAAAGAUCUUCAAGUGAUAAGCUGGUGUUUGAGUUUAAAUGUGAACUGGUUCUGCUAUGUGCAAAUACCGAAAUGUUCAAGGAUUGUAGUACAAGAGCAGCCCCUUUGUCCAUAUACUAAAGAAAGUUGAAAUGA